AUGUCGCUACACGCGUUCUGGGGCCCAAGUCGGGCAUUGAGUACUGGAAGCUUGCCUGCAGCGUCUUCUUCGAGGCAAUCUACCGAUCUCAAUGAGCCGUUGUCAUCAAUCGAGCAAACACCUGAUGCAUUAGAUCAACAACUUCAACGAUCUACCUGCCCUCCGCACUCUCUCUCGUUCCCAAUUAAUUGGGGUGUGCUUCGGCGGCACGAUGGCACGAUUCUCAAGGGUAUACAGUAUCGCAUACGAGACAAGAAGAGCGUGGGCAGACGAGUAAAGGUCUCGUGGAUCUAUUCACAUGGGGCCGAGCUUGAGCAUAUUAAUGACAAGUACUUCCUCUGCGCCGAUUGCCAUACUAAGAAGCGGUAUAUCGGCCAGCUGUUUGCGGCAGAGUCGACGACAGCUGCAAUCCAGCACCUUAUGGAGUUCCACAAGAUAAAAAGGCCCUCAAAUUCGACCGACGAUGACGACGAUACUGACAUCAACACCGCUGCGGCGGGGGUCUUCCAGCUCGCCAUGCCCCUUAAUGAGGAUGAAUAUAAGCAAAAGCUUAUUGACUGGGCAAUCAAGCUGCGCCUUAGCUACCGAGAAGUCACGGACGAGGCAACCUGUGAUUUACUAACAUACGGGAAGCCCUCCCUUGCACGGCUGCUGCCAACUCAUCACUCAACGCUCUCACGGUGGGUGAAGGAUUCGAUGGCUGCACGGUUGCCAUUCAUCAUCGACCUGGUGCAGUCUGCAGUUAGCAACAUCAACCUCUCGAUCGAUGGAUGGCGAGCUCACAACCGCAAAGAAUACGUCGCUGUUUGCGCACACUUCGUGGACGGCAAAGGCCAUCCUCGGACGCUCCUCCUUGGCUUCCCACGGCGUUACGGUGGUCACACUGGCGAAGACCUUGCAGGGCUAGUAAAACCAGUAAUUGUACAAUAUGGCAUCGGCGAUAAGCUCGGCUCCUUCGUUAUGGAUAAUGCUGGUGAUAACGACAAAUGCCUUCAGGCGUUGCAGCGUUCCUUCUCCUCGAUCGAUCCGGAAGCAGACCGUAUUCGAUGUAUCGGCCAUGUUAUCAAUCUUGUCGUUAAGGCUCUCCUAUUUGGCGAAGGCGUCAGCGCAUGGGAGAAAAAACUUAUUGAGGCUUCGGAGGAGCAGCGCGUAGCUCUCUGGGCCCUCAAAGGCGUAAUUGGCAAGCUGCAUAACCUGGUUCUGUAUAUUAAUCGCAACGAUGCGCGUCGCGAGGCAUUGAGAGCUCGUAUGCGCGUCACGAGAACCAGCGACGGCAAGCUCUUCGUUGGUGUGCUCCUCAAUGACGGUGGCAUUCGAUGGAACGCGACAUUCUACAUGGUCGAGCGUGCACUUAAGUGUCGCCCUGCCAUCGAUCUAUACCAGGCGCAGUGGAAGCCUCCAGAUAAAAACGACAAGCAUAAGGACGACUUCCUUACCGAAGCUGACUGGCACGAGCUUGAGCUUUUCUAUAAGCUCUUGCAACCCUUCGAGCGACUCACGAAGCGACUGCAAAGCCGUGCAGAUGGCGAGGGUAACGAGGGUGGCCAAGGCUCGGUGUGGCAAGUACUCUAUGCCAUGGACUUCCUGCUCACGAAGCUUGAAGGCGUCAAAGAAGAUAUUGACGUUGUGAAUGCGGAUGACAAGGAUGCCGUUCCUCUCUACUACCGCGCUGGCGUGCUCGCUGCAUGGUCAAAGAUCAACACCUACUAUGGGCUUACCGAUAAGUCGCCUAUCUAUCGCAUGGCCAUCGCCCUCCACCCAGCCUACCAAUUUGAAUACUUCAGGGAGAAGUGGUGGAAGCGAGAGGACUGGAUAGAGACAGCAGCGAAAGAGCUGACUGUAUACUACGACCGCUUCGCUGCAGUCGCAGUGGCCACCGAGCAUGUCGACCAAGCCGAGACCUCAGCUCCUUCCUCACCGACGAUCGAUGACGAAUUCGAUGCUUGGGGCCAUACAACAGAUCGACCACGCUGUGGCAAGAGGAGAAAGGUGGAGACGGAGUGGGAGAUCUGGAUAAAGCAGGUGCCGUCGAAGGAUGACAGGAGUGUUAAGAAUCCUCUGGCUUGGUGGGUGGACCGUCGUCAUGCUUGGCCCAUUCUUAGCAAACUUGCUCUUAACAUCUUCAGCACACCAGCUAUGAGCGCAGAGCCAGAGCGUGUAUUCUCUGACGGCAGUGAGCUCAUCACUGACAAGCGGAACGGCCUCGGCGAUGACACAGUUGAAGCUGAGAUGAUACAGAAGAAUUGGAUUACCUCCAAGGUCUUGUGCGGGAUUGCUGCACCAAGGGGAGGACUAUAUACAUUGCCUGAUUAG
Messenger RNA from Pochonia chlamydosporia 170, 2313 nucleotides. Its product is annotated as transposase-like protein. Gene Ontology annotation, molecular function: protein dimerization activity. Lineage: Eukaryota; Fungi; Ascomycota; Sordariomycetes; Hypocreales; Clavicipitaceae. The coding region runs from base 1 to 2313 and encodes 770 amino acids. The transcript has a single exon. The record is from RefSeq and is a predicted model, not a curated record.